AGAGGAAGGCUGUGGUUUCAUGAAUGGGAAAUGGAGCAUCGAGUAUCCAUAAAAAAAUGGUGAAAUGGUCAAAGUAUGAUUGCUUUUAAUUAAUUACAAAUAUUCACUUUUGACUUAAAAAUGAAGUAAGUCUUGGGGAAUAAAUGUUAAACCGGCUUGCCACAUACUGCGGCUGUUGAGAAAAGCCUUCUAGAUGUAGUCCAUUCGCAAAGCGCUCACAGGAUGCCCCCAACUGCGCGUGGACUUCUGCUGCACCUUCACCGUUCGCCUCACACACAAAGGGUCUCUGACGCGUGGAAAAUGGUGCAAUUGGCAAAAGGCGGAGUGAUCUGGAACUCUUAAGUGCCAUGAAGAGACAGAGGCAGAUUCAUCCUUGUCUAGCAGCACAUCCCUUUACACGCCUGAAGAUGAAGAUGAGCUCAUGCUUGCGCCCCUUUACCUCCCUGUCUCGUUUAAAAACAAUGUCUUCAAGGAAAUUCGCUGCAUGAUUCAACAGUUACGCCGUAUCUCCUGAAUUGCUUUAUUGCCUUUCUUCAUCAAACGAGAUCAAUUCAUGAAUUAAACUCCAAUCCAAAAUGAAAUUUCCAACGGAAAACCCAAGGAAACCAGGGAACUGGAACCCCCCACCAGUGCCAGUGCAGACCAACCUGGUACCGCCAAAGAAGGUCCAACCAGGGAUGUUGCAGUCCAGUUUGGUGCAGGCCAGUGUGGCCACCAUGCAGAACCCAAUGGGCUGCACAUUACCUCGCCUUUCUGUCUCCCGGCCUGCUAGUAUGGUGGCCAGCAUGGAGGCGGUUGCGGACGGCUCAGCCCUCCUCACAGUCAUGAAGUGGAAGACUGUCCUAGCCGUGUUUGUGGUGGUGGUAGCGUACCUGGUCGCUGGCGGUCUGGUGUUCAGAGCCAUGGAGCAACCCUUCGAGAGCAACCAAAAAGACACCAUCACUUUGAAGAAGGCCGCCUUCCUGCAGAAACAUCCCUGCGUGACCCCCGAUGAGCUGGAAGAGCUCAUCAAGCACUCUGUAGAUGCAGUGAACGCUGGAGUCAGUCCUAUCGGAGACACAUCAUACAACUCCAGUCACUGGGACUUAGGGAGUUCCUUUUUCUUCGCUGGAACUGUGAUAACAACAAUAGGUUAUGGCAACAUCGCUCCAAGCACAGAGGGUGGGAAGAUUUUCUGCAUCCUUUAUGCAAUUUUUGGCAUCCCACUCUUUGGCUUUCUGCUGGCUGGUGUUGGUGAUCAGCUAGGGACUAUUUUUGUGAAGAGCAUUGCUAAAGUGGAGAAAAUGUUCAGGCGCAAACACAAUCAAAUAAGCCAGACCAAGAUCCGAGUGGCCUCUACAUUGCUGUUCAUCCUGGCUGGCUGCAUCCUCUUCGUCACCAUACCAGCCAUCAUCUUCAAACACAUUGAAGGAUGGACCGGGCUGGAGUCGAUCUAUUUCGUGGUCAUCACCCUGACGACUGUUGGGAUCGGAGAUUAUGUUGCAGGAGGCAAUAGAAGAAUAGAGUACCGCAAAUGGUACAGACCGCUGGUGUGGUUCUGGAUCCUAGUUGGACUGGCUUACUUUGCUGCAGUUCUAAGCAUGAUUGGAGACUGGCUGAGGGUGCUUUCUAAAAAGACAAAAAUGGAGGUGGGUGAAAUUAAAGCUCACGCUGCAGAGUGGAAAGCUAAUGUUCGAGCAGAGCUCCGUGAGACCAGACGUCGACUCAGUGUGGAAGUUCACGACAAACUGCAGCGGGCUGCCACCAUUCGCAGCAUGGAGCGUAGGCAGCUGGGUUUCGACCAGCGGGCCCAUUCCCUAGACAUGCUGUCCCCUGAACGUCGAGCUGCCUUCAAUAGCCUGGAUGCCACCAAUUUCAAGACAUCCUCCCAGGAGAGCAUUGACACGAAACUCAACAACCUACGUCUACGAAUUGAGCAGAAUGAGCAUCGACGGAGCGACCCAAGCCAGGCAUACUCUGAAGAUAACAUUUUCAACCGCCUUGGUUCAGUCACAAAACUAGCCAAGAGGAACAAGAACAGAGAGUUGAGAAAGAACAUCCCAGACGACGGUCGGAAAGCCUUAGAUUCCUUCAGUUGUAAUACUCCUACAAUGGAUGAGGAGAAGAAAGAGGCAGAGGACGAGGAGCUUGAGAAAGAGGUCAACACCAGUCUGACCAACUUACCUCUCUUUGCGGAGAGCCCCAAUAAACAAAACGGAUUCAUGCCUCUACCGCCACAGACCAAAGAGGAAGAAAAUGAGACAAAACUUGAAGACAAAGAGUUCCAUGUGCAGAUGGAGCCCUAGAUGGAACAGCGUAAAAAAAUAACACAUGCCAAAAGUGCCUUGUUUAGCCCUUACCCUAAGCUGAGAUGUGAGAAUCUCAAUUUCUGCUGUUCAUUUAACUGUUCACUGUGUCCUGAUAACUUGAUAAUGGAAAUAUGGUGACUGUAGCACUGGAAGACACUUAGUUCUCUUCUUCAGACCGCUGAGUAAUGCUUGUAUAAUUUGGAAAGAAUCUCUUCAAAAGUCCUGGACAUCAAAUGAAAAAUCUGUAGCAAGCUACAUUGGCAGUUUGUUUGAAGUGUAACUAAAAGUGUUGCACUUUCAAUGUUCUUUCUGCCAUACUUUACUUCAAGGAAGCAUAACUACUUCAAAAACAAUGCUUGUCAAGAUUUCCCACCCAUUCUAAAUGGAGAGACUAAACUUGAGACUUAAAUCCCCCGAGAUCAAAGAUCAUAAAUCUCUUCAAAGUAAAAAAAAAAACAAAAAAAAAACAACAACAAAAAAACAUGUUAAAUUGUUGACACGUUGUAUAUGCACGGAGCUCUACUGUCCUGUAAAACAAGUGCAUCAAUAUGUGUGAUCCAGAUUUAUGAAGUUAACCUAUCACAUCUCAGGGCUUGUAGUCCUACUGUAGUUGUUCAAUUGUACUGUAUGUCUGACAUACAAUUUCCUGCGCUCUCAUGAAAUAUCUAAGGUUGUUGCUACACAGUACUGUUUUAAUAUUUUGAAAGAUUAGGACAGUGGGAUGGAAGAGAAGCCAUAAGGUAGAAAGGAAAACAAUAUGUAAAACACAGAAUGUCUUGUAGAGUUUAAUCACAAACUAUUGAACUGUUUAUCCAUUCAACUAUUAAGCCCCUUUUCACUAGAAUAUAAGAAUUUGGUGUCAUCGGAAUGUGUCUAUUAAGUUUCAGCUCAAAAUACCCCACAGAUAAUUUAUUAUAGCUUGUCAAAUUGCCCCUAUUUGGGUGUAAGCAAAAACAUGCUGUUUUUGUGUGUCAAAUGAACUGCUGCUCACAGCCCCCUUUCCAGAAAAGGGUGGAGCUUUAACAGCUCACGCUUCGAUUGCUCAACGACAACAAAGCUGGAGAAUCUCACGCAGCCAAAAUGACGAUUGUCAGUAAUGGUGUUCAGCCUUACAUUGUUCAAACUGGAGUCAGACUCUGAUGGAGAGACUCAGGAAGAAGCUACAAUUUAUAGAUGCAUCUGGAUGUUUCUGAAUGGUUAGUGGAUAAAUUUAUGUAGUUGCUGUGGAUUCAACUCAUUGACUAGCAUGUGCCCUCAUGUUAAACUUUUGUGCAAAUCUAGCAUUGAAUUGACCCACGUUUGUGAAGCAGUCCGGCGUAAAAUGACAGCAUGGCAAGAACACUCUACUACAACAACUCUUCCUCUUCUCUAAAGCAGCUCAACAUGGCCUCACCCCCUUUGUUGCGUGUUCCCGGGGGCAGGGUUUAUGUAAAUUUUGGGGUUUGUGAUGUCACCAACCCGGGAAGAAGCUUGUUGUAGUCCCUACCAGCUGUUUGUUGUAAUCCUUAAAAAGCGAUUUCUGUAAAAGAAAAUAUCUCCCUUUGCAUUGAACAUUGAGCGUUGUAGCUUUGCAGAUGUUGUUUAUGCUCAAACACAUUACACACUAACUAAAGUUAAAUUUUCUAUUUUUGGGUGAACUAUGCCUUCAAGCCAUUGUGUUGACACUUUAUUAGUUGUCUGACAGAGGCAAUUCCACAACAUUAUAACAUAUCUACAAUGUUACUUUACUACUAUGACCAGGGUAACAUUUUAAAUAAUUUGUUUGAAUUGAAUUCUACUAGACAUUCAAUAUAUUGAUGAAACACAUAUACGGCAUACUUCUGUUUUAGCUUUAUUAAAGUUUGGAACGCAGUUUAUUUAUGUUUUCCAGAAGCUCUUUGUUGAAAAUACUAACUGUACAUGAACAAAUCAAUGAUCAGAUUCAAAUUUUGCACUUUUUUAGAAGUUUCUGUCUUUGGUUUAUGAUUAAUGUCUCUUCUUUUCCAGAAUAUUUCUAGUCUACUCUAGAACUUUUCACGCACCACUAAAUAAUUUUGUGCUAAUCGCCUGAGAGUGUCCGACAUAUUUGUGUGCGUGUUUGUUGAAACCAAAUACUGCUUUGUCUGAUGUGAUUGUUGUCUUGCUGACUGUAUUAAUGAAAUUCCCUGAGGCAGAGACACAUAUCAGUACCUCAUUCCCACCAACUCGUAAACGCACACGUACAAACAUCUACAGCUGCAGCAAAAUGCUUGUUGUUAAGCUACGGUUAAUUAUUCUUUUCAUGUUUGCAAUAGUCUAGAGCGAAUGCAGCGACAGACUGAAUAUUUGUGAUAAGAAAAAAGCUAUGAAAAUUUAAAAUAUUUUAAAGCAUUCAAUACAACUUAGAGACAUGGAUCCCUAAAGCAUGCUAUUGUGCUAAUGUUAUCAUGCUAUGGUAUUGAUUGUACCACAAACAUGCUUCUUGAGACUUUGAAAUGUCCAUGUUUGAGCUCUACUUCGGGCUGCACAUGCUAGUAAAUUGCUGUUCGCAGUAUCUGCAGUAUCUUGUGCAACCAUUACAUUCAAUGUAGUGAGUGCCUUUUGGAAAUAAACACAGAUGAACAAAAAUCAA
Molecule: messenger RNA, 4878 nt
Organism: Ctenopharyngodon idella (grass carp)
Lineage: Eukaryota; Metazoa; Chordata; Actinopteri; Cypriniformes; Xenocyprididae
Gene: kcnk10a
Product: potassium channel, subfamily K, member 10a
Exons: 7
Coding region: 576-2285 (569 amino acids)
Biological process (GO): potassium ion transmembrane transport; stabilization of membrane potential
Cellular component (GO): membrane
Molecular function (GO): potassium ion leak channel activity
Source: RefSeq, a predicted model, not a curated record